Messenger RNA from Sebastes umbrosus (honeycomb rockfish), 1517 nucleotides. Its product is annotated as C-type lectin domain family 10 member A-like. NCBI's taxonomy places the organism in Eukaryota, Metazoa, Chordata, Actinopteri, Perciformes, Sebastidae. The record is from RefSeq and is a predicted model, not a curated record.
CCUCGGCUCGCUGUUUGGACAGUCGCGCUGUUUGUCAGUCCUCGUCGUGACAGGUGAGACACGGCCGUUUGAAGGAGCUGAGAGACAGAGAGGGAGACAUCGCCAUGACGACCGAAUACCAUGACAACGUCGAAGAUGACAGCAGCUCCUUCUGGAACAAAGAACCAGCUCCUGUCUACUUCUCAGGAGUCUCCAGGUUCAGACGCUGGUUGUUUCCUGCUCUGACGGCGACAGUCAUCCUGAUUCUGAUCAUCGCCCUGGGAGCCAGCAACACGAAGACGGGGAACCGACUCUGGUCGGCGGAGAAAAGUGUUUCCAACCUGACGGAGACGCUGAGCGCCGCGCAGCAGCUCACCAGAGGCGCAGCUAAAGACGUUCACCGCCUCAAGUUCGCUGUGGAGAGCAACAAGGACGAGCUGGCCUCAGUGGCGGAGGCGUUGAAACAGCUGUCCACUCUGGACUCCAUCAGCAGGACGGUCGCCUCGCUGAAAUGUUCCAUCGAACGCAUCCUCCGCAACAGUUCAACAGUGGAAGGCUGCUGUCCUCUGGAUUGGGACAAGUUGGGCUCCAGCUGUUACUUGUUCAGCAAGACAUCUCUGUCCUGGGACGAAGCGAGAGACUGGUGCAACGGACACGAGUCCCACCUGGUCAUCCUCAACACCGACGAGGAGUGGGAGUUUGUGAUUUCUCACAUCAUGGGCACCUUCUACUGGGUGGGUCUGACCGAUGAGAGGACGGGGGAGUGGGAGUGGGUCAACCAGACGCCGUACGUCAUGAACAGAAGGCGCUGGAUGCCCGGUCAGCCCGACAGCUGGACCGAUCACGGUCUGGGCCGCGGGGACGAAGACUGCGCUCACCUGCACUCUCAAGGACGCCUCAACGACCUGCACUGCUCCCAAAGAUGCGCUACAUCUGCCAGGCACACAGCCGGCGCAGCUGAACAGCUCCGUCUCUGUCCAGGCUUCACUUCUGUCCAGGCUCCGCUUCUGUCCAGGCUCCACUUCUGUCCAGGCUUCACUUCUGUCCAGGCUCCGCUUCUGUCCAGACUCCGUCUCUGUCCAGGCUCCGCUUCUGUCCAGGCUCCGCUUCUGUCCAGGCUCCGUCUCUGUCCAGGCUCCGCUUCUGUCCAGGCUCCGCUUCUGUCCAGGCUCCGCAUCUGUCCAGGCUUCGCUUCUGUCCAGGCUCCGCCUCGGUCCAGGCUCUGCUUCUGUCCAGGCUCCGCCUCGGUCCAGGCUCCGCCUCGGUCCAGGCUCUGCUCUACCCAAAUUACACUAAAUAAUUCCAACACAUCAGACCAAUCCGUUUCUGUUGUGUCCACGCCAACGCUGCUCGGGCUGAUGACAUCAUGGCGUCUGGCCAAUGAAUGGAUGAAUAAUCCCGUCUUCUAUAUUUCUCUUCAUGUUCAUACUCAAACCAGUAGUGAGUGUAUCUAAUAACCAGUAUAACCAGUAUAACCAGUUUAACCAGUAUAACCUGUAUCCUGAUAUCCGAUAUAUCAAUAAAAACACAUCACUGAG